AUUUUAUAUAUUCAUAUCUAAUCAUCUCCCCAUUAAAGACCAAUCGCCUCUCUUCCAAUUUCCUCUCUAUUCCCCGGAAAAUCAACAAAAUUUCUUUUCUCUGAAUUCGCGAAUUUUGAUUCGUGAAGAAUUCAGAGUAAUGAGUCGCCGACGAUCACGAUCGUUUUCUCAGUCUUGCUUCUCCGGAGAUAAUCCGAUCCUUCUUUGCCUUUAGUUUCGUCGGCCGUCCAAUCAUUGCUCGACGAAUUAUCAAAAAUCUUUUCGUUGACUAAUAUUUUUUGUGUGUUGGAAAUUGGAAUGAGCCGGGAGGUUCUGCUGCGAUCUACGCCGGCGAAUAGGCGGCAGCCAGCGCCGGCGGAGAAGGCGAAUGACAGGAGGCGGCUGGGGGAGAUGGCCGGAGGGACGGCGGCGGAGUGCGCUGCGGUAUGCUGCUGCUGUCCGUGCAGCGUCAUGAACCUCCUCGUCCUGGCCGUCUACAAGGUCCCGGCGGGCCUGUGCAGGAAGGCCUGGAAACAGAGAAAACGUCAUCGUUUGAUCAAGAUGAAGAAUCAGAAGCACAUGACGACGGGCCUGUUGCCGCACAGGCCCGGGAGUGCCGUUGUUGGGCCCACGUGCGCGGAGUUGGAGGCAGAGAUGAAGAGGCCGAUUGGUGUUGAAGACGAGGAUGAGGACAUGGGCGAUGGGGGAACAGACGCCGUCGAUUUGGAGAAGGAAAUGUGGGACCGGUUUUUUGCGGGUGGGUUCUGGAGGAGUCCCUCUCAGAGAGAGACGUCAUGACGUGAUUGCUGCCCCUCUCCCUAUCUCCCUCUUCCGAAAAGCUUUUCCAAGACGAAGAGAACCAGAGUUCAGUCUUUCAUGCUUUUACCGUUUUAGAUCUUCAAGCUUCGGACAUUUUGAGGUUUAGGGUCCUGAGUCCAAAACGCGUGUUGCGUGCACUUUAGUUGGGUGUUUAUUUUAAAUUUGUGUUUUGCUGACUUUUAAACUUCGGUCUUUUGUACGCGAAAUGAGUAUUCUAUUAAAAUAAUAAAUAAUUAUUAUCAAAAAUGAGGAAGUGUGAAAUAAAAUAAUUAUUUUAAUUCUUUAA
Molecule: messenger RNA, 1084 nt
Organism: Alnus glutinosa
Lineage: Eukaryota; Viridiplantae; Streptophyta; Magnoliopsida; Fagales; Betulaceae
Exons: 2
Coding region: 298-777 (159 amino acids)
Source: RefSeq, a predicted model, not a curated record